Oryza brachyantha (malo sina) is the source of this 834-nucleotide messenger RNA. RefSeq names its product pathogenesis-related protein PRB1-3-like. Gene Ontology annotation, cellular component: extracellular region. Bases 59 to 598 code for a protein of 179 amino acids. The transcript has a single exon. The record is from RefSeq and is a predicted model, not a curated record. Lineage: Eukaryota; Viridiplantae; Streptophyta; Magnoliopsida; Poales; Poaceae.
CCAGUAGCUAGCAAGCUAGGGAGGAAGACACUGGUCUUGAGCGAGCUAGUGGUCGGCCAUGGAGUACGGCUCAAGGAGGCUCUCGUGCUGGUGCUGCUGCGUCGUGGUGGCCGCCGUGCUGCUCCUAUCGUCGCCGCACACGCUCGUCGCGGCGGCCGGCGCAGCGCCGCGGCGGCUGCUCCAGAUCAGCGAGGCGCAGCAGUUCGUGGUGCCGCAGACGCACCUCCGGGCGAUCUACGGCCUGCGUCCGCUCAAGUGGAGCAGCGACCUGGCGGAGAAGGCGACGCAGUGGGCGGACCAGUACAAGGGCGACUGCGGCGCGGCGGCGGCGGCCGGCGGCGUGAACGUGUUCCGCGGCUACGGCGGCGAGGCCUGGCAGCCGAGCGACGCGGUGGCGGCGUGGGCGGAGGAGGCGCAGCACUACGACUACGGCGCCAACGCGUGCGCCGCCGGGAAGGAGUGCGGCCGCUACAAGCAGAUGAUGUGGCGCGACAGCACGCAGGUCGGCUGCGCCAGCGUCCCCUGCGCCUCCGGCGAGACGCUCAUGGCGUGCCACUACGAGCCGCAGGGCAACAUCAUGGGACAGAAGCCGUUCUGAACUUGAUCGUAAUUAGGAACGGUCUUCUAAACGCUAAUACGCCUCUUGCCAUUUCUUGAUCCCAUAAUCCAUCUAUCUAUGGUUAUUAGUUGGGGCUUGAAUUAGAUUGAUGAUGAUGAUGAUGCUAUUGCUGCGUACAGGAUCAAAUAAUUCUCUCAAAUAGCAUCAUUCGUCAGCUCUUUAGUUACUUUUGUUUGGUUCUUCAUUCUGCACGACGCAGUAUAUCAUGUUAGUAU